AUGGCGCCCAAAGAGGAGAUCAGCGCCAAAACCCAUCCGUCCACCUCUACCGACGGCGUCAGCGUCGAGGUGGGCGAGAGUAUGGGCGGCCUACAGCGCCGACUCAACAACCGUCAGAUUCAGCUCAUCGCCGCCGGUGGCUCCAUCGGAACCGCCCUGUUCAUCAGUAUCGGCGGUGGUCUCGCCAAGGGAGGCCCCGCCAGUCUGUUCAUUGCCUAUACGCUCUACUCCGGUGUCCUCGCACUCGUGAAUAACUCCAUCGCCGAGAUGAAUACGUACAUGCCCGUGUCGGGCGGUUUUAUCCGCCUCGCCGGGAACUGGGUGGACGACGCCCUGGGUUUUAUGGCCGGUUGGAACUUCUUCUUCUACGAGGCCUUGCUCAUUCCAUUCGAAAUCACCGCGCUCAGUCUGGUCAUGUCCUUCUGGAACAGCGACGUUGCGAACCCUGGUCCGACGGCUGGCGUCUGUGCAGCGGUGAUUGUUUGUUAUGCCGCACUGAACAUCGUUGCCGUCCGUUUCUACGGAGAGGCUGAAUUCUGGCUGUCCGGAGGCAAACUGAUUCUGAUCUUUAUCCUCUUUGCAUUCACCUUCAUAACCAUGGUCGGAGGCAAUCCGCAGCACGACACCUACGGGUUCCGCCAUUGGAAGAGCCCUGGCGCAUUCGCCGAGUUCCAAACGAAAGGCAGUCUGGGUCGCUUUGAAGGCUUCCUGGCCGCCCUCUGGAGCGCCGGUUUCACCGUCGUCGGCCCCGAGUACAUCUCCAUGGUCGCCGCCGAAGCCAAGCGCCCCAGCGUGUACAUCAAGUCCGCCUUCCAGACCGUGUACUACCGCUUCUGCAUCUUCUUCAUCAUCGGCGCCCUCGCCGUCAGCAUCGUCGUACCCUACAACGAUCCUGCCCUCGUCGAGAUCUACUUCGGCUCCGGCGGCGACUCCAGCAGCGCCGCCGGCUCCCCCUAUGUCAUGGCUAUGGAGAACCUCGGCAUCGGCGUCCUGCCGCACAUCGUCAACGCCCUCAUCUUCACCUCCAUCUUCUCCGCCGGCAACACCUACACCUACUGCGCCACGCGCUCCCUAUACUCGCUCGCCCUCGAAGGCCGAGCCCCCCACUUCCUCCGCUACUGCAACAAGUCCGGCGUCCCCAUCUACUGCUUCUGCGUCGUCAUGAUCUUCCCCUUCCUCUCCUUCCUGCAGGUCGGCUCGGGCUCCGCCACCGCCAUCACCUGGUUCGUCAGCCUGAUCACCGGUGGCGGCCUGAUCAACUUCCUCGUCAUGUCCAUCACCUUCCUGAACUACUACAAGGCCUGCCAGGUCCAGGGCGUCGACCGCAAGCAGAUGCCCUACUACGGCUACUUCCAGCCCUACGGCGCCUACAUCGGCAUCUUCACCCACUGCAUCUUCCUCAUCUUCUACGGCUACACCUCCUUCACCCCGUGGAGCGUGUCUAACUUCUUCUCCAACUACACCAUGCAGAUCGUUGCGCCUGUCCUGUUUAUUUUCUGGAAGGUCGUCAAGCGCACGAAGUAUGUCCGUCCUCACGAGGUCGAUCUCGUCUGGGAGAGACCGGCCAUCGAUGCGUAUGAGAACUCGAUCACCACGCCGCCGGUCGGGUUCUGGACUGAGAUGGUGAGGUUGGUGGGAUUGAGGAGGAGGAAGAUCGGGUCGGAUGGUGAGUAGAUUAGUUAUUGAGUGCGUGGGCGGAGGGUGGAUUGGGGUGGGUUUCUUUGCGGUGGUUUUGGGGAAGUAAGAGUAUGUAAUUUUUGGUGUUGUUGAGUUAAUAUACAUCAUGCUGUUGUUUGGAUUUAGAUUUUUUUAUGUUUGUAGGAUGUCCG
This is a messenger RNA of Aspergillus steynii IBT 23096, 1829 nucleotides long. RefSeq names its product amino acid transporter. Gene Ontology annotation, biological process: amino acid transmembrane transport. The record is from RefSeq and is a predicted model, not a curated record. Lineage: Eukaryota; Fungi; Ascomycota; Eurotiomycetes; Eurotiales; Aspergillaceae. Gene Ontology annotation, molecular function: amino acid transmembrane transporter activity. Bases 1 to 1674 code for a protein of 557 amino acids. The transcript has 2 exons. Gene Ontology annotation, cellular component: membrane.